Messenger RNA from Westerdykella ornata, 1129 nucleotides. RefSeq names its product UMP-CMP kinase-like protein. NCBI's taxonomy places the organism in Eukaryota, Fungi, Ascomycota, Dothideomycetes, Pleosporales, Sporormiaceae. The record is from RefSeq and is a predicted model, not a curated record. Gene Ontology annotation, cellular component: cytoplasm; nucleus. Gene Ontology annotation, molecular function: ATP binding; UMP kinase activity. The transcript is spliced from 2 exons. Gene Ontology annotation, biological process: UDP biosynthetic process; 'de novo' pyrimidine nucleobase biosynthetic process; CDP biosynthetic process. Bases 355 to 1023 code for a protein of 222 amino acids.
CCUUCACCCUUCACAAUGCCAGCACACUUGAGAAACGGCCUUCGCCUUGCACCACGCAAACCCCUCGUUCAAUCCUCUCGUCCCUUCACCACCACUCGCUCCCUCAACUCGCGCCUGCGCCAGCCGGGCGAGCCCACAGGACCAAACGAACCCCCACGCCAUACCACGGCCCCACCAUCCAAGUCUCCCAUUAAGAUUUGGCCGAUCGUAGCCAUCCUAGUGGCCGGUACAUACUUGUUUAAGAAGAUUGUAGACCAGCGUAGGGGUACAUAUAACGCAGCGGACAAGCCCGUCUCGGGACACUCUCCUUCUCGACCCUAGAAAACCCAAAUCUCCAUCCAUCAAGCAGCCGUCAUGCCAGCAAUCUCCGAAUUGGGCGCCGCGAAGCGCGACAAGCCCCUUUGGUCCACCAACGAAGUCACCGUCAUUUUCGUCCUGGGCGGCCCCGGUGCAGGAAAGGGAACCCAAUGUUCGUUCCUUGUUGCCGAUUAUGGGUUCAAGCAUCUGAGUGCAGGGGACCUGUUGCGCGAGGAGCAGGACCGUCCUGGUAGCGAGUUCGGACAGCUGAUCAAGGAUUACAUCAAGGAGGGUCUGAUCGUGCCUAUGGAGGUUACGAUACAGUUGCUGGAGAAUGCCAUGAAGGCGGCAAUGGAGAAGGAGCAGAAGACUAUGUUUUUGAUCGAUGGUUUCCCCCGUAAGCUGGACCAGGCGCACGCUUUCGAACGCAGCGUUGUCAAGUCAAAGUUCACUCUUUUCUUCAAGUGCAGCGAGAAAGUAAUGCUGGAGCGGUUGCUCGACCGUGGCAAGACCUCCGGCCGUGCCGACGAUAAUAUCGAAUCGAUCAAGAAGCGGUUCAGGACUUUUGAAGACACGAGCAUGCCUGUUGUGGAGGAGUUCAGACAGGAGAAGAGAGUGGUGGAGGUGGAUGCCGAGCAGACCCCUCUGAAGGUGUAUCAAGACGUGCAGGAAAGGCUGAAAGAGUGGGGAGUGCACCCCUUGGAAGUCAAGUUACAGCAAGCGUAGAUAUAGAGCCUUGAACUUCGCACAGCAUUGAAAAUUUGAGCAUCUAAAUUGAUUUUCCAUGUUGCAGUGCAACAUCUUGCCUACGUAGUAGGUCCUUCCAUAUCCG